Molecule: messenger RNA, 993 nt
Organism: Fonsecaea multimorphosa CBS 102226
Lineage: Eukaryota; Fungi; Ascomycota; Eurotiomycetes; Chaetothyriales; Herpotrichiellaceae
Exons: 1
Coding region: 1-993 (330 amino acids)
Biological process (GO): secondary metabolic process
Cellular component (GO): cytosol; cytoplasm
Molecular function (GO): carboxy-lyase activity; hydrolase activity
Source: RefSeq, a predicted model, not a curated record
AUGGUCCCUCCACUGAUCGCUCUGGAAGAGCAUUUCUUCUCCGAAGCCAUCCUCACCGGCUCCGCGGAUUCCUACUCUGAACAGCUCAAGCACAUUCCCGGACUGAUCGACAAACUCUCCGAUGUGGGCGAUUUGCGGUUGAAAUCCAUGGACGCCGGCCAGGUGUCGCUGCAAAUCGUGUCCCACGCCCCGGGCACCAUGUCGCCGUCGCAAUGCAGAUCUGCCAACGACCAGCUCGCCGAGGCCGUCCGAAAAACCCACCCAGACGGCCGCUUCGCCGGCUUCGCGGUCCUGCCCGUCUCGCAACCGCAAGAGUGUGCGGUCGAACUCACCCGCUGCGUCAAGGAGCUCGACUUUGUGGGCGCCCUGAUCGAGAACCACACCGCGGACGGCACCUACUUUGACGGGACGGCGUAUCUGCCCAUGUUCCAAGCCGCGCAGGAUCUCGACGUGCCCAUCUACCUGCACCCGACGUGGCCGACCCAGGACCUGAUGUCCUUGCUGUACACCGGUGAAAACAUCCCCCAUUCGGCAUCCAUAUCCCUCUCCUCGUCCGCGUUCGGGUGGCACUCGGACGUGGCCGUGCACAUCCUGCGCCUAUUCGCAUCCGGCCUCUUCGACAAACUGCCCAAACUCAAAAUCAUCAUCGGCCACAUGGGCGAGAUGCUGCCCUUCAUGCUCGAGCGCAUCAUGCAGCUCUCGCCGCGCUGGGGUCCCCGCGCAAGGGACUUCAAGACCGUCUGGGACGAAAACAUCUGGAUCACCACCAGCGGCGACUGGAGCGUCAACCCCAUGGCCUGCAUCCUGCGCAAUACAAAGCUGGACCAUGUGCUCUACAGCGUCGACUACCCCUUCGCCCGCAACGAGGACGGGCUCAAGUUCAUGCAGGACCUGGAGCAGAGCGGCUUGGUGACCGCCGAGCAGUUGGAAAUGAUCGCCCACGGCAACGCCGAGACAUUGUUGCGCGUCAAGCAUAAGAAACGGUGGGACUGA